ACGGCGCUCCCGCCGGCGGUAACGGGACUCAGCCCCAUGGAUCCGUGCCCGGGCAGGCCCAAGGCCCCUUCCUUCCUGUCGGACCUGGGCAAGGCCACUCUGCGCGGCAUCCGCAAGUGCCCGCGCUGCGGCACCUACAACGGCACGCGGGGCCUGAGCUGCAAGAACAAGACCUGCGGCGCCGUGUUCCGCGCCGCCGCGCGCCGCCAGCCGGGCGCCGACGCCGUGCGCCUGCACGCCGGCGCCCAGGGCCACCUCUACUCGGUGCGCCAGCGCCACUCGCGCUGCUUCGUGCAGCUGGGGCUGUCCCAGACGGCCAUCCAGACCCCCGAGGGCACCCUCAUCACCCAGCUGAGCUCGGGCCGCUGCCACGCGCCCGCCUGCGCCGAGGCGGCGGCGGCCGACGGGCAGUGCCAGCACCUGAAGCUGGCGCUGGGCUGCCGGGCCGAGGCCACGGCGCUGCCGCUCAAGAGCUCGGUGCUGGGAGCCGUGCAGGCGCCCGCCGAGGCCAAGCAGAGCCUGUGGGAGCUGGCGGCCGAGCCCACGGGGCCGCUGGUGCAGAGGGUGACCAAGAGCGUGCUGGUGGUCAAGUGCAAGGCCAGCCAGAGGCACAGCCUGGGCUAUCUGCACGCCAGCUUCGCGCAGCGCCGCUUCUCCUGCGCCUGCCGGGCGCCCCGGCACGGCCGCGCCAAGGGGGAGCGGGAGGACGAAGAGGAGGAGGAGGAGGAGGAGGAGGAGGAGGAAGAGUCGCCCCCCGCGCGCUGCGUCCACUUCCUGGCCUGCAUCUGCGCCUUCGCCAGCGACGAGAGCCUGGCCCAGGAGUUCUCCGAGUUCCUCGCCUCCGACGCCGGCGGUCUGAAGGGGACGGUGAUCCCGCAGCUGCUGCGCGGCCCCGGCUCCACGGCGCGGGCUCGGGGGGCGCCUGCGGCCAAGGCCAAGAGGAGGAAAAAGGACCUGGGGCCAGCGCCGCAGGUGCCCGGCCCCCUCCUGGCUCCAGACCCGGCUCAUCCCGGCCCCAGGAGGAGCAGCCUGAGGAAGCCACCGGUCGCCUCCUCCUCGUCCUCGUCAUCUUCAUCCUCGCUGAAGAGACACGGAACGACACCACCAAAUCCCCCCCAAAAACCAGCAAUGUGA
Molecule: messenger RNA, 1134 nt
Organism: Hirundo rustica (Barn swallow)
Lineage: Eukaryota; Metazoa; Chordata; Aves; Passeriformes; Hirundinidae
Gene: C28H2orf42
Product: chromosome 28 C2orf42 homolog
Exons: 5
Coding region: 37-1134 (365 amino acids)
Cellular component (GO): nucleus
Source: RefSeq, a predicted model, not a curated record